Molecule: messenger RNA, 2595 nt
Organism: Lepus europaeus (European hare)
Lineage: Eukaryota; Metazoa; Chordata; Mammalia; Lagomorpha; Leporidae
Gene: DNAJB5
Product: DnaJ heat shock protein family (Hsp40) member B5
Exons: 4
Coding region: 359-1405 (348 amino acids)
Biological process (GO): negative regulation of transcription by RNA polymerase II
Cellular component (GO): cytosol
Molecular function (GO): protein-folding chaperone binding
Source: RefSeq, a predicted model, not a curated record
AUUGAGCAUUGACUUCUUGGGGAUUGGGCUCGGGUCUUCCUCCCCAGAGAGGCGAGAGGAGCUCACCGGCUGUCAGGCCCUCACAGACACUCACACCUGCCACAGGUACACACGCUGCCCCUCUACAAGCACACGCUGGCGCUGCCAGUCUCGCUCCCACGCUGCCGCACCUGAGAGCAGGUGGCCGCCGGACCCUGUCCCUGCCCUCGCCGCACCUGGGGAUCAGGUGCGGCUCCUGCUGCAGCAGACGGGCCUUGCUGGGCCAGUGCCUCUGGGAGUCCGAGGAGGCGGCUUCCAGAGCGGCCGCGGUGCCAGCGAUCAGAGAAACAAGGAGCCCAGUGCCGGUCCAGUGGCUGUGAUGGGAAAAGAUUACUACAAGAUUCUUGGGAUCCCAUCGGGGGCCAACGAGGAUGAGAUCAAGAAAGCCUACCGGAAGAUGGCCUUGAAGUACCACCCGGACAAGAACAAAGAACCCAACGCGGAGGAGAAAUUUAAGGAGAUUGCAGAGGCCUAUGAUGUUCUGAGUGACCCGAAGAAACGGAGCCUGUACGACCAGUAUGGGGAGGAAGGCCUGAAGACCGGCGGUGGUUCAUCAGGUGGCUCCAGUGGCUCCUUUCACUACACCUUUCAUGGGGACCCCCAUGCCACCUUUGCCUCCUUUUUUGGUGGCUCCAACCCCUUCGAUAUCUUCUUUGCCAGCAGCCGGUCCACACGGCCCUUCAGUGGCUUUGACCCAGAUGAUAUGGAUGUGGAUGAAGAUGAGGACCCAUUUGGCGCCUUUGGCCGCUUUGGCUUCAAUGGGCUGAGCAGGGGUCCGAGGCGACCCCCAGAACCACUGUACCCUCGGCGCAAGGUGCAGGACCCACCUGUGGUGCAUGAGCUGCGGGUGUCCCUGGAAGAGAUCUACCACGGCUCCACCAAGCGCAUGAAGAUCACACGGCGGCGCCUCAACCCCGACGGGCGGACUGUGCGCACAGAGGACAAGAUCCUGCACAUCGUCAUCAAGCGCGGCUGGAAGGAGGGCACCAAGAUCACCUUCCCCAAGGAGGGCGACGCCACGCCUGACAACAUCCCCGCCGACAUCGUCUUUGUGCUCAAAGACAAGCCCCACGCGCACUUCCGCCGCGACGGCACCAACGUGCUCUACAGUGCCCUGAUCAGCCUCAAGGAGGCGCUGUGUGGCUGCACCGUGAACAUUCCCACCAUCGAUGGCCGUGUGAUCCCUUUGCCCUGCAAUGAUGUCAUCAAGCCUGGCACCGUGAAGAGACUCCGCGGGGAGGGCCUUCCCUUCCCCAAGGUGCCCACCCAGCGAGGAGACCUCAUUGUUGAGUUCAAAGUUCGCUUCCCAGACAGAUUAACACCACAGACACGACAGAUCCUUAAGCAGCACCUACCCUGUUCCUAGGCUCUGCCCCCACCAAUCCAGGGUCUACCACAGCAAUACCCCCACUCACCCACCCAGUGUGCACCCAGUUUCAUGUCCACUGGACACUGGCAACUUUUUCUAAAAUGCAAAAAAAUGCCACUGGUUUCCAGGAAUAUGUCCCUGUCCCUGACCCCUUUCAGAGCUGGGCUGCCUUGGGGAAGUGGGAGGGAGGUGGGGAGCUAGCCCAGGCCAGGGGUGGGGAGCUAGCCCAGGCCAGGGGUCAGUUUUCGUGUCACGAGCUUUGAAGCCAGCGCCCACGCCGGUGGCUGGAGAGUGACCUGAGUGCUACUUGAAGAUAUAGAGUCCCUGUCCACGCCUGUACAUAGCAUGUCCUCCUUCCCCUGAGCUGUGCUAGUCCCUUUCCUCUCCUUGCCCUUGGCUUCCUCGUGGGAGAGGAGGAAGACAGGAAGGACACUGCCUUCCCACGCCCCCAGGGUCACCAUGUCCGAGGUUCUUGCACACAUUCACGCACGAGAAGGACUCGCCUAGAGCUGUCUGCCUCUCCCGGGAAGCAGGAGAGGAGAGGAGGCGGGAGGGCAAGGCCUGCCGCCCGUGACCAGGGCCACGGAGCACGAGACACUUUUCAUUUGACACAGGGAGGUGACCUGCCCCUCAGCGCCUCCCUGACAGCUGCGCUACCGCUACCUACAGCUGAGAGAGCCAGAGCACCGUCCUCCCCGGUGCUUGGUGCUCACAGGAGCGCUGGCGGGGGGCGCCGAGGCACUAAGGCGAGAGGCAGGGGCGAGGCCCAUCUCCCAGCCUCCAUGGGAAGGAAAAGGGCUCUGGGUUCAAGCAGUAGCUCCCCUCCCCUCCCGCAAGAGAUUCAGGGUCACAGGUUUCUCCCCACACCUCUGAACUCAGGGUCUAGCCACCCCAAACUUGCAAAUCCCACUUUUGUGAUAUGUGAAGCUACUUAUUUCUUACCCUUCUUGGAGGCUGUGUGGGGAAUCUCCAGCCCUUGGAUGCCCAUGUGACCCCACCCCACUCCCACCGUGUGUAAGGGUCAAACAGUGAAAGAGCAGGGGGGCGGGAGGGCUGCUUCAGCCAGGUCCUGGGGUGGGGUCUCUAGGUUUUCUCACUUUGACAAGCCCCUGAAUGUUUUUAUAGUAGUUUUUUUGUAUUUUUUUGUAAUGACAGUAUUAUGGAAAAAAUAAAAUAUUUUAAAACUA